This is a messenger RNA of Vicia villosa (hairy vetch), 802 nucleotides long. RefSeq lists its product as uncharacterized. The transcript is spliced from 4 exons. Bases 158 to 541 code for a protein of 127 amino acids. The record is from RefSeq and is a predicted model, not a curated record. Gene Ontology annotation, cellular component: mitochondrial large ribosomal subunit. Gene Ontology annotation, biological process: translation. Lineage: Eukaryota; Viridiplantae; Streptophyta; Magnoliopsida; Fabales; Fabaceae. Gene Ontology annotation, molecular function: structural constituent of ribosome.
GAUAUUUUUUUCUUCUUCUCAAUAAACUUACAUAAACAUAAACAUUCUUUGGCUUCUUCACUUUACGUCGUCGCUCGCUCUGCCGUCUCUACAUCGCCGCCGUUCACUUCUAACCUGCCUCCGCCACCAUCUAAAUAGUUCCACUGUUUCAUCUCGAAUGGCUUUGAGAAUCACAGUUCUACGGGACACUGGAAGGAAAUUGGGCGGCGUUUUAGGGUUCAAUAGGGUUUUUCAUUCCGUGCCUCAAUCUCCUCCUUUAUCCGGGAGCAUUGACCAUGGGAUUCCGUCAACGCUACCCGUUUUGCCUGAAUUUAGUUCCCCUGAUUUCUCUUUUGGUGGCUCUAUGGAGCUCAUGGCUGUUCCAAAGAGGAAGGUUUCUCCUCAUAAAAGAGGAAUUAGAAAUGGACCAAAAGCUUUGAAGCCUGUUCCUGUGCUUGUUCUGUGCAAGGGUUGUGGUCGUGUCAGGCUUCCACAUUUCUACUGUUGCAGUGGGAAACCAAAUAAUGAAAAUAACGGUGAAGAGAAUCACGCAAGCAGAUAAAGCUGUUUGUGAUGAAGCACCAGAUGUUAGUUGAAGGGCAAAGAAACUUCAUAUAUAGGUCUUGCUUUUGAUUGUUAGCCACUUGAUGGAAUAGGUUGUGUGGUAGUAAUGCACUGUAAUGCAUUACUUCCUUCUUAAGAACAAAUUUGAUUUUUGGAUUGUAUGGGUUCUUUAAAAGAUAAAUGGAUCAGAAAUUUUGGAUAUGGUAAUUUGCUUCCAUUAAAUAACAGUUUUUAAUAUGAAUUUGUUCUUUUGAAGCUA